AUCGGUGAUGUGAAAAAAAUAAUUCUAGCUCGUCUGGGCUAAAGGAGCCAGGGACGGGAUGACACAGAUGGACUCUGCAUCCUAGAGUUGUAGCUAAGUUUCAUUUGCAGCAAGGACGUCGAUAAGAGGUUAGACUUGGAACUCGUUUAGUCUCUGCGAUAUCUGCUUUAGUGAUUUUAUUAUGCGUUUCCGCUUAUUCCUAUUAGGUGCAUCUAUGCCCACUAGAUAGUUUCCUGUAGUUUUCUAUUCCUAGAGUACCGUAUCAAAAACAAAAGCAUAAUCAACGUAAACAUAAAUAAACGCGAUCCAGAGCGGCCGACAUCUCGGAUCUCGAAUGGUCUGGAUUCGACGUCUUAUUAUUAGCCGCCGAUCGUCUACAUAUGUACUUCUCAUCGGUCAGAGAUUUCAGUCAGUUCUCUCGACGUCUGCUGUGCAGAGUUGUCGUGAAAUAUUAGUGCUAAGUACUUAUUACAUAGCAAAGUUAUGGCUCAGGACGUGAGUUCGUAUGAUAUCGCUCGGAAUGACAAAUUUGGACGAUAUCUGAUUGCGAAUAAAGUACUGGAGACAGGGGAGUUAAUUUUCACGGAUAAGCCUUUCGCUUUUGGACCGAAACCAGACAGCCCACCGUUAUGCCUGGGUUGUUACUGCCCUGUGCAGAGCACGCUAUGUUCUCACUGUGGUUGGCCUAUCUGUGGCGCGGAGUGUGAAGCGGCACCGGCUCACGCGGCGGAAUGCUCAGUAUUCGCGGCUGCUAAGGUGCGCUUCCAACCACCAGAAGACUGGACGGCCAGUUCACCACAGCUGGACUGCAUCACACCCUUAAGAAUGCUGCUAGCCAAAGAGAAAGACCCAGAGCGUUGGAAGCGUGAACUCGAGCCAAUGGAAACACACGCAGCGGCGCGGCAGGAGCGGCCAGCGUGGGCCGCCGACCAGGUCAACGUGGUCGCCUUCCUCACGGACCACUGCAAGCUCGGCGCGCGCUUCGACAAGGAGCUGGUGCAGCGCGUCUGCGGCAUCCUCGAGGUGAACGCAGUGGAGAUUCCAUCUCGCGGUGGAUUCAGCAUCCGCGCGGUGUACCCGCAGCUCGCCAUCGCGGCUCACAGCUGUGUCCCCAACAUAGUGCAUACUAUACUCCAGAAUGAUUAUGAGGUCCAGGUGCGAGCCGCAGUGGGCAUCCCAUCCGGUGCUGCACUACACCUAUGCUACACACACGUGCUAUCCCCGACGCCCACGCGCCGCGACUACCUUCUGGAGUCCAAGUUCUUCGCCUGCGACUGUCCCCGCUGCGCUGAUCCUACGGAGCUUGGGUCGCAUCUCAGCACGCUCAAGUGCAGCAAGUGUGAUAAUGGCGUCAUACUGUGCAAUAACCCCUUAGAUAAUGAAUCACCCUGGCAGUGCACCGACAAGAACUGCGGUUUCCAGACCUCGAGCGCGGCGAUGAGGAAAAUGCUGGCCGUGGUGCAAGCCGAGGUCGACCAGCUGGACGCAUUGGAGGGCACGCAGGCUAUCGAGAUGCGAGAGGCUACGUUAAAGAAGUACAAGUCAGUAUUCCAUCCACGCCACGGCGUCCUGUUAACCCUGAAGCACGCUCUGGCCACGCUGUACGGGCGCGUGGAAGGCUACGCCAUCGACGAGCUGCCGGACUUGCUGCUGGAGCGCAAGGCGGAGCUGUGCCGCCUCGUGCUCGACACGUUGCAGAUAGUAGCGCCCGGGGAGACCAGGAUGCGCGGUAUGAUGUUAUACGAGCUCCACGCCCCAGUGAUGUUCCUCGCGCGCAGCGAGUUCAGCGCCGGCCUCAUCGACCAAGACAAGCUCAAGGAGCGGCUGCAGGAGCCCAUCCGGCUACUCGCAGAGGCCUCCAAGAUCCUUAGCCGAGAGGACCCGCAGAGCCCCGAGGGAAUCACGGGCGAGAUCGCACGGCAGUCCAUGGAGCAACUCCAGGCUAGCAUUGAGGCGUUGUAGCGUUGAACCGAUCCGAUGUCACGUCGUGGCCUCUUAGAACCUUAGUCAAAAAGAUCAACUGAUUGAUCAGUUGAUCUUGACAGAAGCUUUAUUGAAGCCUUGACAGUUUUGCAUUUUACGUUUGUUUUAUCAAAUAUGGCGUAGAGGUUUCUACUACCUAUAUUUUCCGUAGUCGACGUCGUUGAAAUAGAUCAGGAUAUAAUGUGGAAGUUUGGAAACGAGCAAGGCUAGAUG
Cydia pomonella (codling moth) is the source of this 2196-nucleotide messenger RNA. It is a transcript of the gene SmydA-3, whose product is annotated as SET domain-containing protein SmydA-8. Bases 484 to 1962 code for a protein of 492 amino acids. NCBI's taxonomy places the organism in Eukaryota, Metazoa, Arthropoda, Insecta, Lepidoptera, Tortricidae. The transcript is spliced from 8 exons. The record is from RefSeq and is a predicted model, not a curated record.